CGCUGCCAAAUGCCAAAAUUCUCUCUCUCAUAUUCCACUCCACAACUUUGAACAAAACACGGAAAAGGAGAAAGGGUUGUUAAUUUAUGAAAAGCAAAGAUUUUUGACUAAUCCCAAUUACUUUAAUCCUCUAGUCAAUCACAUUUCCUUCCAGUUCCCGCUUCCUUAAUUUCUUAUCACUGUUCCAUGAUUGUAGCUUAUCAGUAAAGUUAUCACUCACUCUCUUAAACAUUUCCAAAACACCAUUCGAAAGUCGGAAUUCGUCUCAUUUUGGAUCAUUCUCCGUCCUACACUGGCCCAGAGAUCCAGAAGCCGAGUUCUCAGACUUUCGGAAGGGCAGAUCCUCUGUCGGGAAUUGAUAAUAUUCGAAAAUCCCACGUCUUAAUCGCACCCCAGAUCCCAUUUCCUUCCAACUUUUCUGCAUCUCGAUUCGUGUUCGAUUUCUGGGUUGUUGGAAAAUAUUGCCAAUGUCAUGCCCGAGCAACAGUUUCCGCUACAAUGGCACCCUCUGCGCAUGCCCACCGGGCCAUCUUUUCGAUCUGACCACCAACAGCUGUGGCCUCUUCAGCAGCCCUUCGGCCAUUGUCAUGGGCCGCGUCGAGAGCUCUGCCGUUAGUUACCCUGGGACCAUGUUCUCUUUUGAUUCCCUCAGGAAGUUAACGCAGUCUCAGGUUGUGUUUCUUCAGGCUACUCUUGUCAUGCUGCUUUCCUGGCUGCUCUUCUGCUUGUUUUUGAGAUUCAUGAAGCUUGGGGAUGGCAGAAGCAUCUGGUUCAGGAUGAGAUGGUGGGUUACCAGACUGGACCUCUGCUUUGCCACAACUCAUUGGCUGGAUGACCAGAAAGUAGUCAUAAAACGGAAAACUGAGCUUGGUGGAACAUUCUCAAUAGCAAGUUGGAUACUUUUCAUUGGCUUGUUUGCUGCGUUGCUUUACCAAAUCAUAUCCAAGAGAAGCAUUGAAGUGCAUAAUAUCAAAGCAGCAAAUGCACAGGACAUGGUUUCUUUCGUGUGUGAUAUGGAAUUUAAUAUAACCACAGUCUCUACUAUGAGCUGUGAAAAUAUUCGUGAUCUUGGUUCUAUUGUGUUUGGAAAUCCUGGUUUUCUGAAACAGAAAGUAAUGCCUCUGUCAAAUUUUGCAAACUACUCCUGUCAUAACAAGAGUCAAGGGCCAACCAUCAGUUUUCGGUGUGCAAGAUGCCGUUUCAGUCAGGACAAUAUUUAUAUCUCAUGGCAGUUUGUUGAUCUUCCAAAUAGUCCUGCUAGUGCUGUUGGAUUUCAGUUUAACCUCUCUUCAAUGAAUCAUGCCAAAAAUAAUCAUGCAAGUUUUAUUAGUGGAACAUUAAAAAAUGGAAGCAAUUUUAAUGAUACACCAGUUACGUUCAGGGGGAAGAAUGCCAAUAUAGUGCAAUUCAAUCUAUUUCCAAGAAUAUACGGUAACCAACAGGAUUCUGAGCUCAUACAGCCUUUAUUUCAUGAGUUUCUCCCUGGUUCAUCCUUUCAAGAGAUAAGCGAGCUCCAAUCAUCCCUUGAGAAUUCCGAAGAUGGACUACUCAACAUCACCAUGUAUAUCAAUCUGCUCUCUUCCUACAUUGUUGAGAUAGAGAAGCAAAAUAUUUUGGGCCCUGUUAGCUUUCUGGCCAAUCUUGGUGGCCUAUAUUGCAUUAGUGUUGCCAUUUUUUCUUACCUCCUGGUGCAGUUUGAAUACAGGAUUAAAAAGCUCCGUAACGAAGAUAGAGUUAUGCGUAAUAUUAGAAAUCGAAGAAAAGCACAAGAACACUGGAAUAAGCUGAGGAAAUAUGUAAUGUAUACAUGGGGCUGCAUAACACUCGAUGGUUAUUACAAUGAUCUGUCAACAACACCAAGUUGCGCUGACUGCAUGGUUCAAUCAAGUCGUAAGCGUGCAUCGUCAGGCAAGCAAAGACCAAAGAGGGGAUAUACUACUUUCAGUUUUAACAGAGAAACUAAUCACCUGCAGACUGCCAAUCAGGAUACGAAAUUAUCUAAGGCAAGAGCUAGUGACCAAGAAAUGAGAGCGAUAGCAACCAAACAAGAACUAUCUCCAAAACACCAUGUACUCGGUUUUAUCGAUGGGGGGAAGCAAAGCUUAAAGACGGGUCCAUGUGUGGGAGAUUCCUCACGACUUGGAGACUUUUUUCAUUCUGAAGAUGUUAUUCCCCCACCACCCACAAUAGAGUUUAAGGACGGUUCUGAUAUUGACAUGUCUGAUAUCUUGAAGAAUAUCAAAAGUUUGUACAAAUAUAAUUUAAUUCUUAGAGAAAAGCUAUUGACUACUGAAUCAGAGGUUCGUGCUUUAGCAACCAAGUCCUCUCGAGAAAACGAUCACCAAAUGUAGAUCACAUGUAUCUAAGCAAACAGUUCACUUCUAUACUAUGCAUAACCUCCAUCAGGAUCCUCUUUAGGAGGUCGACUUGAGGUUCUUCUAGUCAUGUUUGCAAGGUUCAUCCAUGCGUGCCGGGGAAGAGCGACAAUUGGACCAAAAAUGAUAGAAUCAUGUUUUGUUGCCACAGAUAUAUAUAUAUUUUUUCUGUGGAUCACACUGUUCUCUUGUAAUAUUGGCAAGUAGAUAGCUUGGUGUUUGCAAUUCCCUUUGUGCCUUGGUAUGUUUGUUUCGUUUGCAGACACUCAAAUGGCAGAGGGAGAAUCCUGCCAAUGUACAUUAUUCUGUUGUGUAAACAUUUGUUUGUAUCAUGUACAGGACAUGUGAUGAAGGAAAAUAUAUUUUUGUACGUG
Messenger RNA from Momordica charantia (bitter melon), 2749 nucleotides. RefSeq lists its product as uncharacterized. NCBI's taxonomy places the organism in Eukaryota, Viridiplantae, Streptophyta, Magnoliopsida, Cucurbitales, Cucurbitaceae. The record is from RefSeq and is a predicted model, not a curated record.